AUGGAUCCGGAACGCUAUCGCGACGUUACUCUCCUUGGCCAGGGGGCGUUCGGGAGUGUUCACCGGGCGACCAGGGUGCAGGACAAUGUGGUCGUUGCUGUGAAGGAGAUUGACCUCAACCGAGUGUCUGCGGAGUUUCAUAGCACCUUUGAGCGGGAAUACCAGAUUGGCAAAAGCCUGAUUCACAAGAACAUCCUUCGCUACCUUGCGUUGCACCAGAGAGGCGAUAACGUGCUUCUUAUCGAGAUGGAGCUGUGUCCGGACGGCUCUCUCGACGAUAUGAUUAAAGAGGCAUCACGAGGGAACGAACUGGUAGCCGAGGAUACAAUCUGGGAAACAGUUGUCCAACUUUGCGAUGGACUCGAGUACCUCCAUGAUAACUCUAAUAAGUCGUGUGGCAAGAUCAUCCAUCGGGAUCUUAAGCCGGACAAUAUAAUGUACUCGGGCGCAACUCUGAAGAUCGGUGAUCUGGGCUUGGCGCGCAUGAUUGAGAAGAAUUCGAAGAUGACGGUGUACGUCGGCACUCCGCAGUACAUGGCGCCAGAGGUAGCCCGCGGACUGGAGUAUGACACCUUCGCAGAUAUCUGGUCCGUUGGGUGCAUUAUAUAUGAGAUGUGUUGUCUCCGGCGUCCGCCGUGGGACGCAAAGACCCUUGAAGGCGAUCCGUCUGUCGACAUUCCAGAGGAAUACUCAAACGAUCUCAAGGAGCUGAUUAGAAACUGCCUUCGGUUUACUCCAUCUUCCCGCAUUGGACUAGCGUCCAUCAGUACCAAUGGACGAGUGCAUAGGGCGCGCGAUCGUAUAAACAAAAAGACCGACGACUUUCUCGUUGCCGUGCGAGAGAAGAACGUCAAGCACAUAAAUGGGAACAUUGAUGUUCUGCAGCUGUGUGCCAAAGAGGCGGUCGAAAUUGCCAGGAGGGAUAAGCUGUUUGAUGUAAUGCAGAUCUUGGUCCCACAGCUGUACCAAAAGAAUAUUCUCAUCACUCUGGAUCCAAUCGAGACGACGCAGACAGACAAGCCCACCGCACUAAUGACUAUGGUUCAGAACAACAAGUGGAAGGCGCCGAAGGCGCAGGAAUACAAGGCAAGCCUUCAAAAGAACUACUCUGUAUUGCUUACACUUGAGGACGACAAUCCUGGCACUCCACGUUAUGUCCUGGGCACAACAGCACUUAUGGUUGCAGCGCAUUACAACAACGUGGAAGCAGUGAAGAAUCUUCUAGCAGAGGUCGGGGCACGUGACAGUCAGGGCUUUACAGCCCUAAUGUACGCGGCGCGCAGGGGCCACACGCAGGCUGUUUCUCUUUUGCUGAUCGAGGCCGGAGCCACGAAUAACUUUGGACACACAGCCCUGAUGCUCGCUGCUUGGCACGGCCACAAAGACUGCGUCAAGGUUCUCUAUGAACUGGAGGAGGGUAUCAGUGAUCACAAUGGCUAUAAGGUCAUUAGUUACGCUGAAAAUCCAAUGCCAUCCAUCCCGUCUGAAGUGCAGAAGGACAUAGUCGAGAUUAUUUCUAGUCACAAGUAA
Giardia duodenalis is the source of this 1530-nucleotide messenger RNA. RefSeq names its product Kinase, NEK. Bases 1 to 1530 code for a protein of 509 amino acids. Gene Ontology annotation, biological process: protein phosphorylation. Lineage: Eukaryota; Fornicata; Diplomonadida; Hexamitidae. The transcript has a single exon. The record is from RefSeq and is a predicted model, not a curated record. Gene Ontology annotation, molecular function: protein kinase activity; ATP binding; protein binding.